CUUCUCGUUAGAAAACGUCAAAACACAAGAAAAGGAUAACGCCUAAAAUUUAAUUUGCAGAUGGAGAAAAAUGCUGAGUGCGCAUGUUUGUUCACUCCGGUGAUAUAAUCGAACUUUCUUGCUCUCUCCUCUCAUCGUAAAAUGAAUUUUCCGUUUGUUUCUCGCGAAAAUCUUCUUAUUUGUCCAAUAGAUGAAACAUUGAUCAACUUAACCCGCUUCAAGUAACCGAAAUCCUCAAGGAAAUGUUCUUCAAUAACUUCAUUAAACGGAUACUAUCAUCUCUGCUUCGUCCAUGGCUGGAACAAGAUCUCGAGCUAGACCUCCAGUUAGGGUUCAUAAAUUCCACCGCCGUCGCCAAAAACAUACGCCUUGAUACGUCUACUCUCAACCGCCUGAUUAUAGACGGUUCAUCGUCUUCGCGGUUCUUUUUCAAAGAAUUCGUUAUUGAGGAGUUCGUUGUUCGAUUCUCAAAUUGGUCAGAUUCUGCCUUCGUUUUCGAAGCUCGUGGAGUCAAGGUUACCAUGUCGCUUGAGGAAAUGGAAGAGGAAGGUACUGCAAAAGUGCGAAAUCCGAGUAAUGCAGCGUUGGAGAGUUUGAAGAAGGAUUUAUCCCUGAUAGAUCCCGAGGGUAGUGCUCUGCAUGAUAUUUUGGAAGCAAUCUUGGCUACUACUUGUGGGAGAAAUCGGUUUCAGUCUUCUUUUUUGAAUCUCAUUCUCCAACAUUGCCGUCUACAGAUACUUGGUAUUAAUUUGCAAGUGCAAUUUCCCACUUUAGACGAUUCCUUCGUAUACCUGUUGGAUUUAGAGAAGCUUAAUGCAGAAUCUCUACAUUUUGUUCAUGGAUGCCUUUGCAAGGGUCUUGUUAAUGUUCUCUUUCUACCUCUGAAGGAGGGAUCUUUGGUUGUAAGUGGUAGUUCCUUUAAGAUAGGAUAUAAGAAAAGCAAUCAAAUUAACCAUGUUUGUUCCUCCAGUGCACUGGUUACUUGCAUCAAGUUAAAUGAUCUUGAACUUGUUGAGUUCAAUCUUCGUGCUUCAGAAUUAAGUUUCUCAUUUUCUCCGGUUGAUUUUCCUGUUUUCAUGGAACUUAGUAAAGUGCCUUCAAAAGAAUUCAAGCGGGUAAGGAAUGGCCGGUAUCUAUGGAGAAUAGCAGCAAUUAAAAUAGGCCAUGUAAUUUCAUCUCCCAAAUUAUCAUGGUACAAGCUAGUUAGCCUUACUAGUUUGUGGAUGCAUUAUGUGAAUCACUAUGAGUAUUUAUUGUCACUGAUUCAAUAUUCCCCUAAUCACUUAUUGGAAAGACCUGAUAUUAAGAUGCUAAGAGACAAGGUAAAUUUGAAAUCUGCUAAGCACUAUUGGGAGGUGAUUUUUGACAUUGAGAAAGAGCUGCCUGCAGAAGCUAUUGCACAGGCUCGGAAAAUAGCUCGAUAUAAGGCUUUGUCAAGUGGUGAACAGCCUGAAAAUUACUCAGAACCCUCUGUUAGCGCUCAUUUCAAAACCUUUGUUCAGAAAGUUAUGCAAAAAAUCCAUCCAUUAGAGCACCUUCUCUUUUGGAGGAGAUCUGCAAAGCAAGAUGAAAUGUUUGCCAGACACUUGGGAAAUGUUUCUGAGAAUUCUUAUUCAUGCUUCCGCUUCAUUUUAAGUCUUGGGAAAAUUUACAUUACCCUUUCUUCAAUGAGUGCAGUCGAGCCUGUUAAUGAAAAAGUGAAAUCACGUAUUGGGAUCUCAUAUUCAGAUGGUUUUUUAUUCCGUCUCUCUAUUAAAGUGUUUUUACUCAUGUACACAAAAGACAUCUUUAAACAGACAUUAUCUUUUUCCUGUGGAAAAGUAAAAGUGAAGUAUUUCAUCAGUUCUGUUGGAGAAGAAAAUGAGAGAGUUAAGAAUUUGAAAGUUAUUCUGCAUGGUGAGCCUGCAAAAAUCUUUCUCUUCUCAGAAAGCAAUAAAUCCAGUACCAUAAAUCAUGCUGAAGGUGGGUGUGAUCCAUGUCUAGAAAAUUUUAUAGGAAAAAUGUGCUUGGAUUGGAUAAGAGAUUGCGAGCAGUUUGAAGAAAGUGAAAUCAAGUGUCCUCAAAGUCCACAGCUUCUUUUUGAGAUGAAAAGCUUUUUGAGACAUCCAGAUUUGAAAAAGCUAGGUUCUGGGCUUUGGAAAUGCAAUCUGACAGUGGGAAAGUUCAACAUAGCAUUGCAAUAUCCAUCAGUGAUAUCAGUUGUCAUGCUUCUUAGGCAGAUACAACAUGCUCUACACUGGACUCAAGGAAAUGAGAGUGCCAGGGAUCUUCCAUAUUCUCCUCAAAAUACUACUGUGCACCAGCCAGAGGAUAGUUGGGAAAAUAAAUAUGAGUGCUAUUCUAGUAAAAUAAAGAAGUUCUUUACGAUAAUGCUUCCUGGGAAAUGCAUUCAAAUAGGAGUGCUUAUAGCUGGUCCUUGCAUCCAACUCUCAUCGAGGAAGACCGGAACAAGGAAUGCAAAUGAAGGUGUGAACAACCAUGUAGUUAAUGAGGAUGAUUUUCACCUUGGAUUUGAUAUCCAUGAUAUUGAAGUUGUUGUUUGGCCAAGUUCAAAGUCUGGUUUGGCACCUAUACAUGCCUUCACAGAACAGGAUGAUGAAUAUCCUGAGUGCCUCAGGUUGCAGGAGCCUAAGAUACUUGAUAUGCCGAAACUGGAAAAUAAUAAGUAUACAUCUAAGGAUGCAAAUUCACUUCAUUUCUGUCUGAAGCUCAAUGGUUUGCUGGCUUACUUGGAGGACACUGUAGACAGACACAAAAACCAAAUAUUUGUAUUGGAUCCCAUAACAUUUCGAUUUUCAUCCUUCAGGCAGUGUGCUCAUUCGUUUAGCACAAGCUCUAUUGCUUUUUCAACUGCUUUUUAUGGGCUGGCGAUGGGAUUUGCGCUGUUAUUAUUUAUGGAUGAGUUGUGUGUUUGCUUUCAGGCUCUAACUGGUUUGUCGUCUGAUUUAUCACAUAUUUGUAACAACUUUGGUUCCCCUGCUAAUGAAUCCUUCCAAAUGUUGAGACACUAUAGAGUUUCUGGGGCUACCAAGGAUGAAGAGCUUUCAAUAGCGACACCUUUGAUGUGUAAUAACACGUUUUUAAUUAAUGGCAUCAUUAAACUCAAGUCAAUGGAUAUCUUUCUCUGUGGUUCUAGGAUCAGGAAUAAAGCAAGGGGUUCUAAGAUGGUUUUUGGUGCUGCUAGUAGGACAAAUUCAGCUGCGGAUAACUUAUCUGAUUGUGGUAUUUGGAUUUCACUCCCUCAAAUGUGUUUUGACAUAUUAUAUGAAGAAAUGAAAUUGGAAUUACUCAUUGAUUUAUCAGGAAUUCAAUCUGUGAUCGUCAGAUACCAGGAGUACAUAAAAAAAAGGUUUAAUCGCUCUGCAUUUAGAGCGUUCCUUCUUUGUUCACACAAUUGCUUAUAUGAGGUAUUUCUAUCUCAUUGCAUAUUUACUUUAUUAUUGAGUAUGCCUCAGAAUUCCACUUCAGCUAGUGUGAAUGAGAUGCUAGAUAUUUCUACUUCUGAGGUUAGUACAUCAAAUAUGGCGGAAGAUACAUCUUUUAGCAGUGAACUGCAGCCAAGUGUACAGUCUCCUGAUUUUCUUAAAAAGUUGGGAUUUACUUCAAAUAUCUCAGUGCCAGCCUCAAGCCAUUGGAUAUUCAUGAAAAUGGAAGUGGCUGAAGUUUUUGUGACAAGGUGUUCAGUGAAAAAUAUUCUGAUUGGUGCACAAAAAGUAAAUAAGCUUCGGUCAUCUCUUCAUGUUGGGGCAAAAUCCCAGGCAAUUACAUGGGGGAUCCAGGACGGUUUUCUUUGCCUUGAAACAGAAGCUUUGGCAAUGUUUAUCCAGUGCUCUGCUUCCUACCUACAUCACAUUAAAAAUGCAUUGUCUAUUGUGAAAUCAACUGUGAGGAGCAAGCCACGACCUGCACAUGAUCAUUUUGUUGGUGGACAUGCCCAAGAGAUGCUACUUACAUCUCAGCAAGUCAAAUGGGAACUGCCUGAAGCUUUUAAUUUUGAUGUCUCUCAGUUUUCUCUUGCUCUUGUUGUUGAAAGUGAAUCAUGUCAUAUUCGGGAAUUUGUAUUGGAGCUUGAUCUUAUUCUGAACCUUGAUUUGGAUAAUAUGCAACAGAAGUUUAUGCUUAAGCUUUCUCGGUUAUCAGUCUUUUCUCAAGACAUUCGACAAAGUGGAGAAGAUGAAAUCCAAGUUUUUAAUUUCUCUUCUGCCCAGUCAAAUUUACCUUCUCAGCGUUUAUCUGGAGAAUCUGCUGUAGCAUUUCAGCGUGAUGGCAGUUUUCGGGUUGAUGACAGUUACCCUAGAGCUUCUGUUUCUGAGGGGGCAUUUUGCUUGCGUCAUCAAGGAUAUAUCUUGAAACAUUUAACUGCUUCUUUAUCAGUUGAGAAGGGCAAAGUUAUUCCUUUGGACCCAGAACAGGUUUGGGUUGGCAGUGGUUCUGUUUCAGGUUUUGAUAUGAAAAUUUCGUUGUCUGAACUAGAGAUGAUUCUGUCCAUGGUCUCAUCCUUCUCUGGGUUAUCUCUCAAAGGCUCAAGUGGUCAAUCUGUGCAAAGGAACUGGUCUUAUAACACACCAGAUGACAAUGAUUUUGAGGCGAGGAUCCCUAAUGGGGCCAUUGUUGCUAUUCAAGAUGUACAUCAGCAUCUUUACUUCACAGUUGAAGGUGGAGAAAAUAAGUAUGCUGUAGGAGGUUCUGUUCACUAUUCUUUUGUUGGAGAAAGGGCUCUUUUCAGGGUCAAGUACCACAAACAAAGGAAAUGGAACUCGUCAGUUUUGUGGUUCUCCUUGAUAUCACUGCAUGCUAAGGACAACUCAGGAGAGCCAUUGCGAUUAAAUUCUAAACCAGGGUCAGGUUUUGUUGAGCUCUCCAGCACCUCUGAUAAUGCUUGGUCACUUUGGAGAGUUCUUUUUUAUCAACCAACUUAUGAUGGUGACAUUGACUGGGAGCCUUACAAUUGUGUGCUUAGAAACAGUUUUUACCUGGUGAACAAGAAGAAUGACUGUGCUGUUGCUUUCAAUGAUAGGGUUCCAGUGUUUGUCAAAAAGCCUGGAAAUCCACUCAAGUUCAAAGUGUUAAGUGAUAUGUCGGUUGCACAAGAUGUUGCUGAAACUGAGAUAAAUCUUGGAGCACAUGAAGAUGGAAAGAGAAGCUACGGGCAGAGAGGAAAUCUGCCUUGCAUUGGUAUUAGUAUUGACAAAGUUUCUUUAACCAUCUUCCAUGAACUGUCAGAUGCAAAUGACAGGUUUCCUCUCCUUCAUGCUUGCAUCUUUGAUACUCAAAUAACUUUACAAAUUCUUUCCACUAAAACCAGAGUUAUAAGCACCUCAAAGGCUUUGCUUCAACAUUUUGAUGCUCAUGCAAACUUCUGGAGAGAUUUUCUUCACCCUGUUGAAAUAUGUACUUUCUAUCGUUCUAGUCCCCAAAAUCAACAUGGUGUGCCUGUCCAUGUCUAUUGUAGAACCAAAGAGUUGGAGAUAUCUCUAACUGAGCUUUCCUUGGACAUUCUUCUUUUUGUGGUCGGAAAAUUAAAUUUGGCCGGUCCUUUUUCCCUGAGAAGCUCGAUGAUUCUGGCCAACUGCUGCAAGGUAGAAAACCAGACAGGUUUGAACCUUCUUUGUCGCUUCUCUGGUAAGCAAAGUGUGACGGUGGGCAGGAAACAGUCUUCUUCCAUUUUUCUAAGGCUCUCAGCUUUUGAAAGUCAACCUCCAGAAACAGAAUCGGUUGUUUCAAUCCAGCUUUCUGUUCCUGGUUCAUUUACAACUUCACCAGUUCAUCUUUCUCUUCUAGGAGCUCAAGUACUUUCUUGGAGAACACGCAUAUUGUCACUUCAAGAUUCAAAAUCUUACCCUGGUCCAUUCAUUGUGGUUGACAUUUCAAGGAAACAAGAGGAUGGUUUGUCGAUAGUAGUUUCUCCAUUAAUCAGAAUACAGAAUGAAACUAAAUUGUCUAUUGAGCUACGGAUUAGACGACCUGAAAGAAUGGAGGAUGAGUUUGCAUCUAUGUCCUUAAAGGCUGGUGAUACAUUUGAUGAUUCCAUGGCUUCAUUUGAUGCUAUACAUUUUUCUGGAGGAUUUAGGAAAGCAUUGAUGUCGUUAAAUGUUGGUAACUUCUUAUUUUCUUUUAGACCUGAAAUGUCACAUGACUUGAUACAAUCCGAUACUUCACUUUCAGUCGAGUGGUCAGAUGAGAUUAAAGGUGGAAAGGCAAUUCGCCUUUCUGGAAUUUUUGAUAAAUUAAGCUAUGAAGUACGAAAGGCUUUAUCUGUUGGAUCAGUGAAAUGUUCCUUUAGCACGGCCUCCUGUACAGUCAAAUCUGCAGCUGGACAUGUUUCUAACAUGCACUUUUUAAUUCAAAGCAUUGGAAGAGAAGUUCCUAUCAUGAAACCUGAUAAGUCCAAGGAUGGGCUUGAAAAUAGAAAUGCACCAAUUUCACUACAAGAGCAGAAAGAAAUUUGUAUUCUCCCCACUGUGCGAGUUUCCAAUCUUCUGCACUCAGAAAUACACGUGCUUUUGACUGAGACAAAUUCGUGUACCCCUACUGGCCAUGACAACAUUGGGAAGGAGGCAACUCUACCUUGCAGAUCAACUGUUGAUUUUUAUGCUAAUCCUGCUAUAAUGUACUUUUUGGUUUCAUUAACUGCUUUUAGUUCAACAUCUAAACCAGUAAAUAGUGGAGAAUGGGUCAAGAAGUUACUGAAGCAUAAGACUGGUGUUCGUUGCUUGGACAUUGACCUGGAUUUCUGUGGUGGAAAAUACUUUGCAUCCUUAAGAUUAUCCCGUGGAUACAAAGGCAUAUUAGAGGCUACUGUUUAUACACCAUAUAUCCUGAAGAAUGAAACCGAUUUCUCUAUGUUCUUCUUUGCUUCUGGUCAGAAGCCUCCGUUUAGAAAUGAAAUGGAGGGCAUUCGUCCUGAAUUAGGUUUAUUUUUACCCCCAAAGUCAACAGGGUCAUGGUUUUUGCGAUCCUGUAAGAUGCAUCUCAGGUUAUUCGAAAAUCCUGCAUCUGAACCACAAAUUGAUUUGGAUACUCUAUCAGGCCCUACAGAAGUAAGUCUGGAGAUAGCGGAAAGAUCUGGAGUGAAAUAUAUUGCAAAGUUUGGGGUAUCUAUUGCACCUUCCUUGAAUAGUGUUGUUCCUUCACAAACAAUAACAAUUGCUCCAAGGCACGUUGUGCUGAAUGAGUCAGAGGAAAAUAUUACUGUUCGUCAGUGUAAUUUGGAGGUUGACACAGCUGGCAUGAUUUCCAUCAACAGUAGACAGAGUGCAGCACUAUUGCUGCAGAAAGAAAUUGGCAAGAGGGCAGAAUACAGUUUAUUUGAGAAUAUCAUCAAAAAGCAUAGAAAUGAUUUUGAUAGUUCUUUAAUAUAUAUUCAGUUUCGGUUGAAUGAGUCUCAGUUGGACUGGUCAGGACCAUUAUGCAUCACUUCAUUAGGACGUUUUUUCCUAAAAUUUAGAAAGCAUUCUAGUCAGUUGACAGCAGAGGACAAAAAGAUUGCAGAAUUUGCAGAAGUUCAUGUAGUCGAGGAAGGUUCUACAAUUGUAGUGCGCUUCCAAAAACCACCAAGCAGCAAGCUCCCGUAUCGGAUUGAGAAUUAUCUGCAUGGUGCAUCCCUCACUUACUAUCAGAAGAAUUCAUCAGAGUCAGAGUUUCUUGGAUCUGAAUGCUUUGUUGAUUAUACCUGGGAUGAUGUUACACUUCCUCGUAAACUGGUUGUUAUACUAAAUGAUAUGAAUCUGCCGCGAGAAAUCAACUUAGACAAAGUGCGGACAUGGAAGCCCUUUUAUAAACUUACACAAGAAAGGUUAGCGUCUCAUAUACUUUUUGACAAAAAAUCCAAGGGUAAGAGAAGUAGAUUUGGUGAGCAUCAGGGCAUGAAUGCAGUAAGGGUGGGAUAUGAAGUAUAUGCAGAUGGUCCCACACGUGUUUUGCGGAUUUGUGAGUUUUCAGAUAGUCAUAAGCAAGACAAAGCUUUUCACUCAUGUGCUAAGAUUCGGAUGAGAGUUUCCCAGUUUGCUAUCCAAUUGCUUGAGAAGGCAAAAGAGGAUUUAAACCAGAGUGGAACACUUUGUUAUACACCAUUUGCUGUUGCAAGGCUUCAUAACAUUAGUCUGGAUUCUUUGUUCAUGGACCAACAGAAAUAUAACCAGAUUGCUGUACAGUCAUUGACGGUUGAUGUCAAGUGGAUGGGAGCUCCUGUUGCAUCAAUGCUACGUAGACAUCGGUUAGAUGACAGUGAUGCAAAUGAUAGCAUACUCAAAAUCAUAUUUGUCCUACUUUCAGCAGGCGCUGAUGUUAAACAAGUUAAAUAUGCAUCUGUUAUUCUGCAGCCAAUUGAUUUGAAUAUUGAUGAGGAUACUUUGAUGAAAAUCGUCUCAUUUUGGAGAACAUCUCUGAGUGACUCAAGUUCUCCGAGUCAGCAGUUUUAUUUUGACAAUUUUGAGAUCCACCCAAUAAAGAUUAUUGCAACUUUUGUUCCUGGGGAAUCCUAUUCUAGUUAUAAUUCAGCCCAGGAAGCUCUGAGAACAUUGCUACAUAGUGUUGUAAAGGUUCCUCCUAUAAAAAAGGUGGCUGUGGAGCUAAAUGGUGUCUCGGUUACUCAUGCUCUAGUAACAAUUCGUGAAUUGUUAAUAAGAUGUGCACAACAUUAUUCAUGGUAUGCCAUGAGGUCCAUUUCUAUUGCUAAAGGUAGCCAACUACUGCCCCCAGCUUUUGCGUCGAUAUUUGAUGACUUAGCUUCGUCUUCCCUUGAUAUCUUUUUUGAUCCUUCUCAAGGCUUGAUGAAUCUUCCUGGUUUCAAAUGGGGUACCUUUAAAUUCAUCAGUAGAUGUAUUGAUCGUAAAGGUUUCUCGGGAACAAAACGCUACUUUGGUGAUCUGGGUAAAACUCUAAAAACAGCAGGCUCUAAUGUAAUUUUUGCUGCUGUUACCGAAAUAUCUGACUCUGUUUUGAAGGGGGCAGAAGCAAGUGGUUUCAAUGGGAUGGUGAGUGGAUUUCACCAAGGAAUAUUAAAAUUGGCUAUGGAGCCUUCGGUCCUGGGUACAGCCUUGAUGGGGAGUGGGCCAGACAGAAAAAUCAAGCUUGAUAGGAGCCCUGGGGUUGAUGAGUUGUACAUUGAAGGAUAUCUACAAGCUAUGUUAGACUCAAUGUACAGGCAAGAAUAUCUUCGAGUGAGAGUAAUUGAUGACCAGGUUUUCCUCAAAAAUCUACCUCCUAACAGUUCCCUCAUAAAUGAGAUCAUGGAUAGUGUGAAGGGGUUUCUUAUAAGCAAAGCAUUAUUGAAAGGAGAUCCUGCAACAGCUUCCCGCCCUUUUCGCAAUGUUCAAGGAGAAAGUGAAUGGAGAAUAGGACCGACCAUCAUAACAUUGUGUGAGCACCUGUUUGUGAGUUUUGCAAUCCGUAAAUUAAGAAGUCAAGCGGAUAAAUAUAUCGCAAUCAUCAAAUCGAAGAAAGAAGCAGAGAAAGAUGAAGCGAAAGAGAUUGUCCCUGCAGACACGGGAGAAGUGCAGAAGGUAAGGUUUAUAUGGAAAUGGGGAAUAGCCAAAUUUGUGCUUUCAGGUAUACUGGCAUAUAUUGAUGGAAGAUUGUGUCGAAGUAUCCCUAACCCUGUAGCUCGCCGAAUUGUGAGUGGCUUUCUGUUGAGUUUUCUUGACCAAAGUUAAUGAUAGAUGAACCAACCCCUUAGCUAGGCUGAUUGUAAAUAGCUGUAGUAUUUUUAAAACCAUUUAUUUAUAUUCCUAUAUUGUAAUGUUGCCCUAGGAAGAUCAUGACAUCAGUCGACCUAUGAAAAUAUAACUCCUCUAAUGUUCCAUAUCGCAACACACUACGCUCUAGUGCAAAUGUAUAUUAAUUAAUUUUUUUAUUUAUUACUUACCUUAGGAAGUUUUUGUC
Molecule: messenger RNA, 9882 nt
Organism: Gossypium raimondii (Peruvian cotton)
Lineage: Eukaryota; Viridiplantae; Streptophyta; Magnoliopsida; Malvales; Malvaceae
Exons: 36
Coding region: 243-9653 (3136 amino acids)
Biological process (GO): protein targeting to vacuole; protein retention in Golgi apparatus
Cellular component (GO): extrinsic component of membrane
Source: RefSeq, a predicted model, not a curated record